This is a messenger RNA of Cavia porcellus (domestic guinea pig), 4739 nucleotides long. RefSeq names its product transmembrane protein 87B (gene Tmem87b). The coding region runs from base 199 to 1833 and encodes 544 amino acids. The transcript has 19 exons. Lineage: Eukaryota; Metazoa; Chordata; Mammalia; Rodentia; Caviidae. Gene Ontology annotation, biological process: retrograde transport, endosome to Golgi. The record is from RefSeq and is a predicted model, not a curated record. Gene Ontology annotation, cellular component: Golgi apparatus; membrane.
CGCCCUCGUCCCCGCCUUCAGUCUGGCCCGCCGGCCAGGCUGGCCUGGCACCUCCCCGCGAGGCUUGGGCGUAUUACACAACCCAGCCAGAGCCCCUCUUCCCCAACUCUUACCCGCCCGCGGGGGCGGAGCCCGGCCAGGUGCGGGCCCGGGGCGUGGCAGGCGUCGGUGAACGCCAGGUGCGGCUUCCACGUCAAGAUGGCCGCCGCGCGCCGGCCUUUGGCUGCCGGGGCCCGGGUGCUGCGCGUAGCUCUCGGCCUCCUGUGCUGGGCCCCGGCGGCUCUGCACGCCGUCCCCGAGCUCGGCCUCUGGACAGAAACGAUCAAUGAUAAAUCGGGACCUUUGAUAUUUAGGAAAACUAUGUUUAACUCUACUGAGAUCAAGUUUUCUGUUAAGUCUUUCAGUUGUUCCGGGCCUGUGAAGUUCACCAUCGAGUGGUAUUUGAAGUACUAUGUCUGCCACAAUGCGUAUUCUGAUCUGGAAGGGAGGUUCCAAAAACACGAACUUCGCGAUGAUGAAGACUUCUGUGGUGACCUUGAGAACACUGACUGCUGGACAACAAAAAAUGAAAAUUUGGAUUGCAACAGUGAUUUACAGGUGUUUCCUUCAUUGAAUAAUAAAGAUCUAACAAGUAACAGAAAUAUUUCGACCCAGGAAGGAUCAAUGGAUGUUGUAGCAAGAACACAGAGAGAUGGGUUUCAUAUCUUCAUUGUUGCUGUUAAAACGGAAAAAACAGAUGCCAGGUGGAAUUUGAAUGUGUCUCUCUCUAUGGUGGGGCCUCAUGGAUAUAUCUCUGCAUCAGAUUGGCCUCUAAUGAUCUUCUACAUGGUGAUGUGUAUUGUUUAUAUAUUUUACGGUGUGCUCUGGCUGAUGUGGUCUGCCUGUUACUGGAAAGAUAUAUUAAGAAUACAGUUCUGGAUUGCAGCUGUUAUCUUCCUAGGAAUGCUUGAAAAAGCAGUUUUUUAUUCUGAAUAUCAAAACAUCAACAACACUGGCCUGUCAACCCAAGGUCUGUUGAUAUUUGCGGAGUUGAUAUCUGCGAUAAAGAGGACGUUGGCCCGCCUGCUUGUGAUCAUUGUGAGCCUGGGCUAUGGCAUCGUGAAGCCUCGGCUGGGGACAGUCAUGCACCGGGUGAUUGGACUGGGACUGCUUUACUUUAUCUUUGCGGCUAUUGAAGGCGUAAUGAGAGUCAUUGGGGGUUCUAAGCAUUUAGGUGUUGUUUUGGGUGACAUUAUUUUAGCAGUUAUUGACUCCAUUUUUGUGUGGUUCAUUUUUAUAAGUUUGGCACAAACUAUGAAGACUCUAAGACUAAGAAAAAACACAGUAAAAUUUUCCUUAUACAGGCACUUUACAAACACCCUCAUCUUUGCAGUGCUAGCAUCGGUAGUGUUCAUGGUAUGGACAACGAAGACAUUUAGGAUGGCAAAAUGCCAGUCCGACUGGAUGGAACUCUGGGUUGAUGAUGCAUUUUGGAGCUUCCUUUUCUCUCUUAUCCUUAUGGUAAUAAUGUUUCUGUGGAGACCAUCUGCAAAUAAUCAGAGGUACGCCUUCAUGCCCUUAAUAGACGAUUCUGAUGAUGAAGUGGAAGAAUUCAUGGUCACAUCUGAAAAUUUAACUGAAGGAAUAAAAUUAAGAGCCUCAAAAACAGUUUCCAAUGGAACAGCGAAACCUUCUACUUCCGAUAACUUUGAUGAAGAUUUGAAAUGGGUUGAAGAAAAUAUUCCCUCUUCAUUCACAGAUGUAGCUCUUCCAGUGUUAGUGGAUUCAGAUGAGGAAAUUAUGACCAGAUCUGAAAUGGCUGAAAAAAUGUUCUCUUCAGAAAAGAUAAUGUGAUUGGACCGUGUAUAAAUGAAACCAAGUUCACGGUAAAGGACUGUCUUUCCUGAGGCCUGAGAAAGCUUUAUUUUCUCAUAGCAUAGUAAGAUCUUACUAUGUUACCCUGGAAAUCUAUGUACUAAAGUGAAGAAUUCGGGGGGAGGUUCUGCAGUACCCUUGAAGCUGACUUUAAAUUGUCAGUUUAAUGUCCAUUGAGCUGCCUGGAUUUGGAAAGAAUCUGAGAAAAGUGGAGACAGACGCAAGGUGCUUGCUAAUCGGCAGCGGCUGGCCAUGCAUUCGGGUUCUGUCUAUCUCCUCUAGAAAACAUGACAAUUCCAGGAUUUUAAAACACUUACAUAAACAGGCCUGCCAUCCUUCCCACUCAGCUGAGCUAGAUGACAGUGUGAUUCUUCUGCAGUGUGUCAGUGUCUCUGUCUUAGAGAUUUGUAGACACCAGAUGCAAAGAUCAUGUCCUUUGGCUUUUGUCCUGAUGGGACGUAACUCUGGAACCUCAGCUUGUUUACGCUUCAUUUGCCUUUCCUGGGUGGUCUGCACAGUGCCCUUGUCUGUAAAUACUGCUGUGCACACAGGAUUGGGGAGUGAGGGCUUCUCCAACUCAGGGGACACACGUGUACACGCAGAGCAGUCUUGCAGGUCACAUCCAGAGACCUGCUCUGCCGUGGUCCCCACCUCUGGGCUGUGGGUACGUGUGUUGCUACUGUUGCUGCUGCAACUGCCGGGGCUGCAUGGCUCCCCUCAGGUCCCCCUCAGCCAGGAGGGACCUCCACCCUUGGUGAGCCUUGUGGAAACCAGAACUGUCAUUUAUGUCAUCUUGGUGUUUUCCGUUAAGUAAUAAAGACAUAUAUUUAACUGCACAGUAGUACAUCACAGUUAAUUUGUAAUUUAGUAAUUUCCAACCAUGUUUUUACAACUUAUUUUGUUACAGUAUUUUGUAAUUUGUGAUUUGAAAUUUUUUGCUCUUGUAUCUUUUUAAAAAUUCAUACCUUUGUAAACUUGAAAGGCAGGUGAAUGUAGUACGAAAAUGUGAAUGUUUUGCUGCUUUUGUGACCAAAGACAUGGGACUGGUGGGCAUUCGAACCUAAGGAUGGGAGGAACCUUCUUUGGCUUUCUCUGAAGGAGUUGAGUGCGAUUCUAGAGAAUUUUUGACAAAACAAAAUCAUAAGCUAUUGAACACUUAAAAUAUAAUUUUUUCCCUGUGAAUCUACAAAACUUAAUUAUUUACUUUCUUCCUGAAGCCUACUUUUUUGGUUAUUUACUUGCAUGUUUAAUGAAGUUAGUAAAGCUUUAUUUCUAGUGGUAAUGACUCAUGAAAACUACUUGCAGAUGUGUUUUCCGUAGUGAACAUCUGGCCAGGGCUGGGAGUGGCUCUGGGGAAAGGUAGACCUGGUUCUCCGGACGCCGUUGCCCUGGGCCAGGCUUGCCGGGAGAAAGUUGUCUCCCUAGCAGUUUGGGUUCCAUUCCCGACAGUGGUCCCCGCCUGUCCGCUCCUGCCCAGCCGUGUGUCGGUGCUCGUUUGGACAUUUUCUGCCUCUCACCCCGCUGUUUUAGGCCAGAGGCGCCCGCUGGCUUCUUUGUCUGAUCCUCCAACCCUGUAGUUGGAACAUGUCCAGCCCCAGCUCUGCUCAGUGUGGAGCCCCAGGCUUGUGGCCGCAGGGGCUAUGGAUUUAGUGGGGUGGGGAUGAGGGUUGAUUGCAUGGGUGAUGCUAAGGGAAGCUGCCUGUCAGAACCUCAGCAGUGUUUAAAAACUGCUCUCAGCCAUGGGAAGAUAAAUGAGGUUACCUGUGUGAUAGCUGCCAGCCAAAAUGCCACCCUUCUCUCUUUCCAAGGAAAGCAGGGUCUCCUAGUCACCUCCUCGGAAAUGGUCUUAGAAGGGCUUGUGCUUGCCUUGUUUUGUGUCACCUGCUGAGGUCUGAGGACUUGAGCUGAGUGUUCCUCUCAGCCUUCAUAGCCCUACGUGUAAACAGAACACUGCUCCAGCACCACUGCUGCAGGCCACCUGCAGAACGUGAGCUGCCCGCCUCGGUGUGGGCUUUCCAGACCUGUGAUCCAGGUGCUCAUGGCAGCUCACCAGGGUGGGCCUCCCUACUGCUGCAGGCUUUGAGGGUACAGGUCCAGUGUUACGUGUGUUUAGGCAGAAUGCUUAAGCAUUCUUGUCCUCCAGUCUGUGUUAGAUUUAUAUAAUGUGUGAAGUUUGCUUAAGAGGAAAUUUCAUAAUUCAUUUAGAUUAAUAUUUUCUUUGAAGCACAGUUUAUUUCAGAAUUAAGGAAAAGUAGAUGACUGUUUUAAAUCUCAGAGAUGUUAAGAUAUUCUCAUACUUUUCCUGUAAAGAAAAUAAUUUUAUUUGUCAUAUACUAUAGAAUACCAGUUUUGCUAUCUGUAUUACAGUACAUAUGUUUGCACUCCUAUAAUGUCAGUACUGAAAGUAUUAAAAUGUAUAUAUGAUGUUGAUCUUUAUAUUCUUCGAAAGAGCCUUGGGUCUGUUUCACAAGCUCUACACUAUUAAGGUGGAGAGCUGUUUGCUAGAUUUAUGUAUCUAGUUCUGGUCCUCUUGUCUUUGUAUGAUCAACAGCAUGCAGGAAGCAAUACAAACACCAGGCCUUAUCCUUAGGAGAAAUAAGUCUAACAAAUGGUUAAAGUUGUGAACAUACCAAAUGUAUAUAUAGGUAACAGAAGUAGAAUUUAAAAGUAUAUAUUAUAACAUAGGAACUCAGUACUACAUUACACUUUAGAAUCAGGAAAACACUUAUUUGAAGAGAAAAUAUAGUGACUUAAAAAGUUGUAUUUUUUAUUUAAGAAGGCUAAAUUAUAAUUUAGAAUAAGUUUCUUUGAAUGAUUUUUUUGAAAAAGUGAUGUAUUUUUGUGCCUUAAUAUUUGUUUUACUUUUAAUAAAAUGCUUUGUGAGA